AUGGGUUUCUCCGUCCAGCUGACAGCAGUCAUUUUCAUCUUGGUAUUGGUAUCUACACACCAUCCCACGGCAGGUGGUGGCCAUGAUCCACUGCUUGUCUUGGAUGGGUAUGAGAAUGAUGGUAUUCGACUCAAAUGUUUCUCUGAGAGGUUGUUUUCUGAAGUUCAGGUGUUGUGGACAGAUGGUAGAGGAGACAAUGUCACUGGGACACCUCUAACCACCAACACCACCACUGCUAAUGCCAGCAGCACCAUCAUUCUAAAACCAGGGUCUGGAAACUCUGUGUCCUGCAAAAUAAUUGAUAAACUGUUGAAAACAUCAACAGAAUCUUCAGUUGUCAUUGCAGAAAAUCAGGAUAUGUUGUACAAAAUUGGUAAGGAUAACAAAGUACAGAAAGAACUGGAGUUCAGGAGAGCUCAUAGCAAUGCAGUUAAUAUCACUCUGGAUGAGAACUGCAAACAUCCCAACCUCACCAUUAAGGAGAAAAACAGAGUCAUGUCCUCCACCCAGGAAGCAAUCCUGCCCAGAGAGAUGGUGGUAGCUACUGAAGGGUUUUCAGAAAUGAAACAUUACUGGGAAGUGGAGGUGCGGGAGAAAUCAGAGUGGGAGCUGGGGGUGGUGUGUGAGGAAAUCAGGAAUACACUGAGAAGCAACAUGAUGAAUACUCUACCAAAGGGGAAUUUACUCAGUCUACGGUUUUCUAAGGGAGAAUACAGCUUAACUGGUGGGAAAGGUAGAAGAAAUAGCAAGCCCUGCAGCGUGGUAGGUGUUUUCCUGGAUCAGGAUUUUAACACACUUUCAUUCUUUGAUGCUGAAGGAAAGUGCCUUCUUGAGUCUCUUUCUUUUGAGUUUUCUGGGAACCUGUACCCAUUUUUCUGUCCAGGCUCUGAUGGCAAAUGGUUGGGAGUACGGCCUGCAUGA
Molecule: messenger RNA, 921 nt
Organism: Mesitornis unicolor (brown roatelo)
Lineage: Eukaryota; Metazoa; Chordata; Aves; Mesitornithiformes; Mesitornithidae
Product: butyrophilin subfamily 1 member A1-like
Exons: 6
Coding region: 1-921 (306 amino acids)
Molecular function (GO): protein binding
Source: RefSeq, a predicted model, not a curated record